Messenger RNA from Octodon degus (degu), 1804 nucleotides. RefSeq names its product SET domain containing 3 (gene Setd3). NCBI's taxonomy places the organism in Eukaryota, Metazoa, Chordata, Mammalia, Rodentia, Octodontidae. Gene Ontology annotation, molecular function: protein-L-histidine N-tele-methyltransferase activity; transcription coactivator activity; protein binding. Gene Ontology annotation, biological process: peptidyl-lysine dimethylation; actin modification; peptidyl-lysine trimethylation. The transcript has 13 exons. The coding region runs from base 8 to 1804 and encodes 598 amino acids. The record is from RefSeq and is a predicted model, not a curated record.
UCAGAAAAUGGGUAAGAAGAGUCGAGUAAAAACUCAGAAAUCAGGCACUGGGGCUGCAGCCAGCGUGUCUCCGAAGGAAAUCUUGAACCUGACCAGUGAACUGUUGCAGAAGUGCAGCAGUCCCGCACCCAGCCCGGGGAAAGAAUGGGAGGAGUAUGUGCAGAUCCGGUCUCUGGUGGAGAAAAUACGGAAAAAGCAAAAAGGUCUGUCUGUUACUUUUGAUGGCGAAAGAGAAGAUUACUUUCCUGAUCUAAUGAAAUGGGCCUCUGAAAAUGGGGCCUCUGUCGAGGGCUUUGAAAUGGUUAACUUCAAAGAAGAGGGCUUCGGUUUGAGAGCAACGAAAGAUAUCAAGGCAGAAGAAUUGUUUUUAUGGGUUCCACGAAAAUUACUAAUGACUGUUGAAUCUGCUAAAAAUUCAAUAUUGGGGCCCUUAUACUCUCAAGACCGAAUUCUUCAAGCCAUGGGCAAUAUCGCCCUGGCCUUUCAUCUGCUGUGUGAGCGAGCCAGCCCCAACUCUUUCUGGCUGCCCUACAUCCAGACCCUUCCCAGCGAGUACGACACUCCUCUCUACUUUGAAGAAGAGGAAGUUCGGUGUCUGCAGUCAACACAAGCUAUCCAUGAUGUCUUUAGCCAGUAUAAAAACACAGCUCGACAGUAUGCCUAUUUCUAUAAAGUUAUCCAGACCCAUCCACAUGCCAACAAACUGCCCUUGAAGGAUUCGUUCACUUACGAGGACUACAGGUGGGCGGUCUCUUCUGUUAUGACGCGACAAAACCAAGUUCCCACGGAGGACGGCUCCCGGGUGACCCUGGCCCUGAUCCCCUUGUGGGACAUGUGUAACCACACCAACGGCCUGAUCACGACCGGUUACAACCUGGAGGACGACCGCUGUGAGUGUGUGGCUCUGCAGGACUUUCGGGCCGGAGAGCAGAUUUACAUUUUUUAUGGCACCCGGUCAAAUGCAGAGUUUGUGAUCCACAGUGGCUUUUUCUUUGACAACAACACACAUGACAGAGUGAAAAUAAAGCUCGGCGUGAGUAAAAGCGACCGGCUGUAUGCCAUGAAGGCUGAGGUCCUGGCGCGCGCGGGCAUCCCAACGUCCAGUGUUUUUGCACUACAUUUUACGGAGCCGCCUAUCUCUGCUCAGCUUCUGGCUUUUCUCCGAGUAUUCUGCAUGACUGAAGAGGAACUAAAAGAACAUUUGCUAGGAGAGAACGCAAUUGACAGAAUCUUCACCCUGGGUAACUCAGAGUUUCCGGUCAGCUGGGAAAAUGAAGUUAAACUUUGGUCGUUUCUCGAAGAUAGAGCAUCUCUUCUUUUAAAAACAUACAAAACAACAAUUGAGGAAGACCAGGCCGUGCUCAAGAGCCCCGAGCUUCCCGCGCGCAUGAAGAUGGCCAUCAAACUGCGGCUAGGGGAGAAGGAGAUUCUAGAGAGAGCCGUGCAGAGUGCGGCCGCCAACCGGAAGUGCUUCCGCAAGCACGUGGAGGAGCGCGCGCCGCUCCCGAAGUACGAGGAGAGCAACCUUGGGCUGCUGGAGGGCGGCGCGGGCGACUCGCGGCUGCCCCUGGUCCUGCGCAGCCUGGAGGAGGAGGCGGGGGCGCAGCAGGCGCCGAGCCUCAAGGGGGCUGGCGGCGGGCUCGUCAACGGCGAAAACUCUAUCCCCAACGGGACCGGGUCCGAGAGGGAGAAUGUCAGCCCCGGAGAGAUUCUGGUGGGGCUGACACCCGCAGCAGGCGCCAUCCUGUCCAUUUCCUUGUCCCCAUCUCCCAGUUCCAGCCUGCGUGUCCCCACCAAAUCUUGA